ACCUUGAGAAUCCGUCUCCUCUGCAGAAUAACGGAGCAUCACUAAUUAUAGUGGCUUAAAAUAACAAAUAAAAACUGCAAUUCAGUUUAAUGUUGAAUCAGAGCAGAAUGCAGACCUUUUCGAACAGUAAGGUAUGAGAUCUCCAGCUGAUGCUGUUCUGUUUGGUUGAUCCUCUUCAGUAUUCACAAUGUCUCUAGCUCAGAGGGUCCUGUUGACUUGGGUCUUCACCCUGAUUUUCCUCAUAAUGCUGGUCCUCAAACUGGAUGGGAAGGUGCAGUGGAAUUGGUUCCUCAUCUUCCUCCCUGUGUGGGUUUUUGAUGGCAUCCUCAUCCUCAUGUUGGCGAUAAAGAUGGCGGGUCGCUGCAAACCCGGGUAUGACGGUCGAAACGGCUCUCCAGAUUUGCGUCUGCGUGCCUGGUACCUUAGUGCCAUGCUGCUCAAACUGGGCUUCUGCCUCACCCUCUGUGCCAAACUGGAGAGACUGGCUGAUGUGAAGUUAACAUUCGUGUGUAUCCCUCUGUGGAUGAUGUUAGUGGGAGCACUGGUCGAACUUGGGCUCAACAUAUUUCCUGAGAGAAGAGAGGCGUAGGAAAUACAUUCAUGGGGGUCCAAAUAUCUGAAAUAUUUGUGAGAAUAAAAACGUUGGUACAAUUUAAAGGUGCACUAUGUAAGUUUUCUGGUGCAGGGUCCCUCACCAGAUUGUCUUCAUGUAGAUGUUGUUCCCUGUGUUCCACAACAUGACAUUAAAAUUAUCCAUCUUGGCAGGUGUUUUUUUUACUAAAAAAAAUUCCACAGAUCUACACUGCAACCUGGCCUGGUGGCAUGGCCUGCGUGUUACCAUGGAGAUAGAUCAGGUUAAUGACAUAUUGUGGAUCAGGGCAGGCAAAGGAAUAACAUCUCCACCUUUAGAGUUUAAAAAAGGACAGCAGCUCAAAAGCAAAAAUAGGUGAAUAACUUUUUUGAGGAGUUUUUGCACUUAUUACUUCUGGUAUCUCUGUAAUCCCUCAGUCGUCCAGGUCUGAUCCAAGAUAAACAGAUAAGGCUGUGUCCAGCAGUAAUCUAACCAGAACUGACCAGAACUCCUAUGUUUUCUACAGCUGAUAGUUUUUAUAUUUUUCUUUUGCUAUUACUUCUGGUAGUAACAGCACUCAGGAUGCCUCCUGGACGCCUCCCUAGGGAGGUGUUCUUGGGCAUGUCCCACCGGGAGGAGGCCCCGGGGAAGACCCAGGACAUGCUGGAGGGACUAUGUCACUUGGCUGGUCUGGGAACACCUUGGGGUCCAACCGGAGGAGCUGGAGGAUGUGUCCAAGGUGAGGGAAGUCUGGGAGUCCCUGUUUAGACUGCUGCCCCCGCAACCGGAUAAGUGGAAGAAAAUGGAUGGAUGGAGUAACAGCACUCUUUUACAAAUACAGUUUAGGGUUCUUAACCCAUAAAAAGAGGGGAUUUCUCCUGUCUGUCUACCCCAGAGUAGUGGUGGCUACAUUAGUAACUUAUCACCAGAGAGUGCCGUGAAUGUACAAUGAAUUGUAAAGUGUUUUGGGUGUUAUGAAAGGUGGCCUAUAAAUGCAUUGUAUUAGAAACGGUACUCUUAAUUGAGUAUCGUUUUGCUGUACUUUUGUUACUUCCACUCAAAAGUAGGUGGGCCGUUCCUGUUUUGUAGGUAAAAUUCCUAUUUAAAAAAAAAAAAAAAAAUUAUAUUAGUUACUACUUUAUUUUAAACAUGUGCGAUUUAUUUUGCCUGCUAAGCAACUGGACAUCAUCAAUUACAAACAAAUCGUAAAUUUUUGAAUGGGACCAAACAGCCUGUCAAGAAUCUUACACUACUGACAAAUCUACACUGGAAAUUCAACUACAUGACAUUCUUCUGCUGCUUUUUUCCACAAAAUCACAAAGCAUGGAUCAAUGCUGUUUAACCAGUGCUGCUUAAAUGACUAUUGUUAUCUACUCUUUGUAAGUAUAGGGGCCAAAUUGAAUUGCAAUAGCACAC
Messenger RNA from Periophthalmus magnuspinnatus, 1987 nucleotides. Its product is annotated as transmembrane protein 60-like. Bases 188 to 589 code for a protein of 133 amino acids. The transcript has 3 exons. The record is from RefSeq and is a predicted model, not a curated record. NCBI's taxonomy places the organism in Eukaryota, Metazoa, Chordata, Actinopteri, Gobiiformes, Gobiidae.